Molecule: messenger RNA, 2605 nt
Organism: Parasteatoda tepidariorum (common house spider)
Lineage: Eukaryota; Metazoa; Arthropoda; Arachnida; Araneae; Theridiidae
Product: E3 ubiquitin-protein ligase LRSAM1
Cellular component (GO): cytoplasm
Molecular function (GO): protein binding
Source: RefSeq, a predicted model, not a curated record
AAUCAAUCAACGUCGUAAGUAAACAAAUGUUGCUAAAAGAAAUUCCGUAACUGGGCAACCAAUGACAUUUGCGUGUUAAUAAAAUUUUAUUGAUUAAAAUUAUUUUUAAUCUCUUUUGAAAAAAUACUAUACGUUAUUCAACACUUUCAAAUUAAUUUGUUUAUAUUUUACUUUGACUCUUCACUAUUUAAACAAAUGCCUUUCUGGGGUGAUGGAGGUAAAGCUGAAAAUUAUAAAGCAAAACUAGAACAUAAAAUGUGCAUCGCUAAAGAAGCUCCUGAAUCUACAUUUGAUAUUUCUGAUUGUAAUCUAUCUGAAGUUCCAUCUGGAGUAUAUUCUAUGUGCAGGGUUUUUCGCAAAGAGGCUUUGCUGUUGCAAACUAAUCAACUAACCUCUCUACAAAAUGGUGGCUCGCUGAAAGAUCUGAGUGACCUGAUUGUUCUUAAUGUUCAUAACAAUAAACUGCAUUCCCUACCUGAUGAGAUUGGCUAUCUUACUCACUUGCAAGAAUUAAAUUUGGAAAAAAACCGUUUGAAGAAACUACCUGUUUCCAUUGGCAAGCUGACAAAUUUGAGAAGCUUGAAUUUGAAAAGUAAUAAUUUGCAGUCUUUUCCAUUAGCUAUAUGCUCAAUACAAUGUCUUCAGUCUCUGGAUAUUUGUAAUAAUCCUAAAAUCAAAACUUUACCAAAGGAGCUGUGCAAUCUUGUGUCAUUAAAUUGUUUUAAUUUAGACGCUCAACUAUUUACAUAUCCUAAUUGUGACAUAUGCCUUAAAGGAGUUGAAAGUAUCCAAAGAUUUCUCUGCAAUGAGAGUGGCAGAGAAUACUGUCUUGUUUCUAGUCCAUCCUGCGAUGUUCCUAGCAAAACGGCAGAACAUACUGUAUAUAACACCUUGGAAUCCCCAGAUUUUGCAGCAUCUUAUCACCAGUAUCAAAGGGCAAAGGAACAACGACAACUAGAUCUUCGACUGAUGGAAGAAGCUCUGAAAGAAAGCCUUGUAUUGCCAAGUGCUGCUGAUACUUCGAUUCGUAAAAAACAACUGAUGGAUAAUAUUGCUUUGGAACAAGAUAGAAUGGAAAAUGAGAUUUUACUAUUACAGAAGAAAAAGGAAAAAGAAAAACAAAAUCUUCUCUCAAUAUUAUCAAAUGUUGAGAAUCAUUCAGCUAAGUUAAUAAAUAAGUUGAUGGAGCUAAACGACAAACGACAAAAUUUAGAAAAUAUGGCAGCUGUUUUGGAAAAAGAUAGAAUUGAUAAUGAGGAACUUUUUUCUAUAAAACAAGAAGAAUUGGAUCAGUUGAGAAAGAAAGAAGUUUUGGAAGCAAUGAAGGAAAUGCUUUUGUGUGAAGAAAACUUUGGUAAAUAUGAAGCGAGAAGAUACAGCAUGGCUGAAGAAAUACAAAAUGAUGAAAAUGAGAGUAAGCUGAAACUUUUUAAUAUUUUCCAUGAACGCGAGCUGGAUCAACAAAUUUUGAUCAACAGGUUGCUGGAAGAGGAACAAUAUCAAAAAAAAGCCUUUGAAGUUCUACAGCAGCAAAAAGAUCUUCAACAUCAACAGAUUGCUCACCAGAUACAACUUAUUGAAAAGGAACUUUCUAACUUAUCUGCUGCUGAGAUGGAAAAGAAGAACUUGAAAAUUUCUUCUGAUAUAAAUACAUUAUCAGAACACAGGAUAGCUUUAGCAUGCCUAUUAACAGGACUUUUGACAGCAAAGGAACAAAGAGAAAGGGAAUUGAAAGAGAGAUUGUUAGAAAUGGAAGCAAGGCAUGCACAUGAAAUGGAAGAUUUUUGGUUAUUACAGUAUCAGAAGUUACUUGACAUGAAACCAAAAGGAAUUACUAUUGCAGAACUAACAAUUGAUGAUGAAGUAAAAGAUUUGUUAUUAAAUAUUCCUGCUCCUGACUUGAUACCUUUGUUCGCUAUGAAAGGGAUAACAAUUGAAGACUUACUGAGAUUUACAGUACGAGAUUUAAAAAAGAUUGGUGUUUUGGAUGAAGAUAUUUGUGAAGCUAUUUUGGGAAAAGCACUCACUUAUUUCGAAGGAGACUACAAAAGAUAUGCUUUGCCGAAAUUUUCUGAAACCCCAGAACCAUCUGCACCACCUGAUUCUGAUGAAUCGCCUGAACUUGAAGAAUUAUCUGAACCAGCUACUUCUGCAUUUGAGGCACAACCUGAAGAAAUGCGUGUUCCCAGUGCACCUCCAUUUUCCCCAGAUACUGAAUCCAAAUUAUGGUGUCACACUGAAUGUGUCAUUUGUAUGGAUUUACAUACGUCUAUUGUAUUCCUGCCUUGUGGCCAUGUUUGCUGCUGUCAAAAAUGCUCAGAAGGAAUUGAAUUAUGCCCUAUGUGCCGAACAACUGUUACUUCAAAAUUUGUUAUAUCUUUUUCAUGAAGUAACUCCUUUGCUUCUCAUGUUAUCUUUAAAAACAAUUCCAUGCUUACAGCUAAAAUUGUUGAUAAUUUGCCUUCAAAUAUUUAGCUUAAUUGAUGCCAUAUUUUCACUUUUUAUAUUUUAUUGUUAGAUAAUUAUUGUAUAUAUGUAAAUUAAAAUUAGCUGUUAUUAAUUAUACAUAUUUCAUCUUUUUGCAAAAUAAAUUACUUUCAAUUUA